CUGCAUAAGGUUUAAACACAGUUAGUAAGGGAAGGGUCUUGAAAUCUGCUUUUUCAAAUGUAAAUGAACAUAUUAAGUUAAAGUUUGCGUGUGUGUUGCGUGUGAGUCCGAUUUUACAUUAGUGAACCGCAUUUUUUUUUUUUGUGAUGUGACUUCUAACGGAGCCUAGAAGGUGCUUUUACGCACGAUGGAGGAGCUUUUACGCGAGCACGAUGGGAACGUCUCGUGGGCAGAUUUGAGCCACAGAAACGACACUCAUUUGGGAAACAUCACAGUGAACCCUCUAAAGCGAAAUGAAGACGUGGCCAAAGUAGAAGUAACCGUUUUGGUCCUUAUUUUGCUCCUGGCUCUCAUCGGAAACCUGUGCGUCUUGUGGGCGAUACGCACAUCCAAGCACAGCCAGUCUCGGAUGUAUUAUUUCAUCAAGCACUUGAGCCUCGCAGACUUGGUUGUCGCCGUGUUCCAGGUCCUCCCGCAGCUCAUUUGGGACAUCACCUUUCGAUUUUAUGGGCCGGAUUUGCUUUGCCGCUUGGUUAAGUACCUCCAGGUCGUUGGCAUGUUCGCAUCCACUUACAUGCUCGUGCUGAUGUCCGUGGACAGGUGCUUGGCCAUAUGCAAACCGCUUCGCUCCGUGCGCAAAAGAAAGGACCGGCUGUGUGUCGCUGCAUCCUGGAUCCUGAGUUUGGUUUUCAGUGCUCCUCAGAUGUACAUUUUCUCUUUACGGGACGUGGGUAACGGCGUGUACGAUUGUUGGGGGGACUUCGUGCAACCGUGGGGUGCCAAAGCGUAUAUCACCUGGAUGACUAUAAGCAUAUACAUUCUACCCGUGACUAUUUUAACUGUCUGCUAUGGGCUCAUUUGUUUUAAGAUAUGGCAGAAUUUUAAUAUGAAAACAAGAAGGGAGCGCUUUUUGGCACGCGCCCCGAGAGCCCAGAAGUCUGCGCAUCACCUGUCCCGCGUGAGCAGCGUCAGACUCAUAUCCAAGGCAAAGAUCCGCACAGUUAAAAUGACUUUCGUGGUGGUUCUCGCGUACAUUGUCUGUUGGACCCCGUUCUUCUCCGUCCAAAUGUGGUCUGCUUGGGACCCGGCUGCUCCCAGAGAAGAAAUGGCUUUCAUCAUCUCCAUGUUGCUGGCCAGUCUGAACAGCUGCUGUAACCCCUGGAUCUACAUGUUCUUCGCGGGGCACCUCUUCCACCAGGGGGCGCAGUGCCUCUUCUGCUGCUGUGGCCGGUACCUGUCAGUGUCCACGUGCAGCUGUGACAGAAAGUGCGGACACAAGUGCCGCGCGUCCACGCACACCAUCAAGCCCGCGUGCAGCCUGCGGAGCCUGACGCACACUUCCAGCACCGGGGGACAGACUCAGUGAAGGACAUGACAAGAUUUUUGACUGUGGAUACAGACUAAACCCCAACGAAAACUUAAAGCCCUUGGCCUUUCAAAGUAAAUAAUUAGGCAACGUUUGAUCACUGAACACGUUUGAUCCGUCGUUGCAGCUUGUAAGGUGUUCGUGUGGAUUUAUUUCAUUCGUUUCAAACAGCUCAGACUUUCUUUAGGUUUUUCCUUGAUGUUCACCCAACAUGCUAAACUAACCUAAGACUAUAUAAAGGCUAUGAUAAAGGCCUGAAUAAAAACUAUAGGUUCAUACUGCACCUUGUGAUUCUCCUUGUACAUAUGAAGGUAUAGCCUAAUUAAAAUGUGAUUUGAUAAAAACUCACAACUUCAAAUGCAUAUAAAUUCACAUACCCAUGCAGUAGCCUAUCUUCUUUUGAUUGUCAAUACUUGCCUUUGUACAAUAUAAACACACCAAUGCAGGGGCUCCCCCUGUUGAACAUAUUCUGUAAAUACACCAUGUGUCAC
Messenger RNA from Boleophthalmus pectinirostris (great blue-spotted mudskipper), 1857 nucleotides. RefSeq names its product oxytocin receptor b (gene oxtrb). The record is from RefSeq and is a predicted model, not a curated record. Gene Ontology annotation, molecular function: oxytocin receptor activity; vasopressin receptor activity; peptide binding. The transcript is spliced from 2 exons. Lineage: Eukaryota; Metazoa; Chordata; Actinopteri; Gobiiformes; Gobiidae. Gene Ontology annotation, cellular component: membrane. Gene Ontology annotation, biological process: regulation of systemic arterial blood pressure by vasopressin; maternal process involved in parturition; positive regulation of vasoconstriction. The coding region runs from base 188 to 1366 and encodes 392 amino acids.